This is a messenger RNA of Kwoniella shivajii, 1431 nucleotides long. RefSeq lists its product as uncharacterized. The record is from RefSeq and is a predicted model, not a curated record. The transcript has a single exon. NCBI's taxonomy places the organism in Eukaryota, Fungi, Basidiomycota, Tremellomycetes, Tremellales, Cryptococcaceae. Bases 1 to 1431 code for a protein of 476 amino acids.
AUGACAAGCCCCUCAUCCACUUCCUCCAUCCCCCCACCACUCCCGAUAUCACUCGUCACGACACUUCUGCCAUACUUGAUACCACCAUCGCCUCUACCUCAAGAAUUUCUAUCAAAAUCUCUACUACAGCGACUAUUGUACUUACCACCUUCAUCCGAUGAUCUCGACUCACAUCUAUCACCAUUCCCUUCUUCUUCCUCUCCCUCUACCUCUUCCUCUUCAGCGCCAACCUUUCAGCCUAUAUCAUCUAGACUGCAAGAAUUGUCACAUGAUCAUCAACUGUCUUCUACCAGAUAUACUAAAGAAGGGGAAGAUGUUUAUGCCAAAAUUGUCAUAUCACCAGAACAUGUCGAUGACAGCAUGAGUAUAGACAAAAGUGUCGAGGUUUGGUUCGAAUACGAAUCUCCGUCUACCGGUGGAGCUGAAAGUAGAGGUUGGGUAUAUCAUUCUUCAAGAUUACCACAACCUACCUCAGUGCUUCAAUUCGUGUCUGACCCAUCACUUCUUUCUACUUUAACGAAAGCUGACGAGGUUAUGGAUUAUGGACAUGAUCAUGAUGAAGAGAAUUUAGAUGGACAAGCACCUGAAGGAUAUUGGACCGCAUUCGACUCACCGCCUUCGACCAAUUCACCUUCUUUGCCACAUACAGAUCUAGGUGAACAAAGCGAAAGAGAAAGAGAUGAUGCUUAUUGGUCACAAUAUUCACGUCCACCAACAGCUCCUAUAACUCCAGGUAUACAUACCCCCUUUCAUCCAAAUACAAAUAACCCUCAAAAGCCAUUAUCUCAAAUGAAUACGAAAAUUAGUCAAGAAGAAACCGCUAGGAAAUUAACUGAAAGUUUGCAACAAUUAGGUUUGGCAUCUAAUGGAUAUACGAAAUUUAACGAAAACGUUGAAGGGAAAAGAGGAUUCUGGAAUGAUAGUCACGAUGACCAUGAUGAUCUGAAUGCUGGCCAUGACAGUAAGGAAAAACAUGAAAUCAACAAUGUGAACAAGAACGUCAAUGGAAAUGGUAAUGGUAAUGACGAAUCUGAACGAAAAACUCAGCAGGACAUUAAAGACCGUCUAAAAUGUAAAAUAUCAGCUUCGUUAAAUGCAUUAUGGAAGGAAUACACGACCGACUCGAAUGAAGAUGAAUUAGAAAUCAACGCUAUGAAUUGGUUAAAAUACGCAAGAUUGAUCAUAGAGCCUUCUUCCACCACGGAUCAGCCAGAGGGAAACGUGUUCCCUACGAGUUCGAUGGACGACAUCAAAGAUGAAAGGGUCAAAGCUAAAUUCGAAGUAUUGUGGGACAUGUUCCAAGUCCUAAACCAAGAUAGUCAACAAGAAUCGUUUUUCAGAUUGGUUGAAGGUGUGAUAAGAAGACAACCUGAUUUAAGGGGUGAAGAGGAUUUAGAUGAAGUGAUGAGACAGAGAAUGUACUAUGAGUAA